AUGGAAUUCCACAAGGUUCUGUCAUCGGACUCUUGUUUUUCACCCUUUACAUUCGUCCCAUUGGUGAUAUUCCUCGGGCUCAUGGAGUAUUCGUUCACAUGUAUGCAGACGACAUUCAGAUGUUAUGUGAUGUUUGACCCAACUGAUCCAGUUGCAAUUGAUGCUGCGCUUGGCAGACUCAGUAGUUGUAUCACUGAAAUUCAGCGUUGGAUGAAUGCGAACAAGCUCAAACUCAACGAUGGCAAGACUGAAUUCUUUGUCUCUGCUUCACCGCAUCAUCGGUCAUCCUAUCUAAUGAACGAUGUCAAACUGAUGAUUGGUGAGAAAUCCUUCCCACCAUGUAAGUCCAUCCGGAAUCUGGGAUUAACACUUGAACCAUCUGUAAACUUAAGUCUUCAUGUCAACCUUCUCAGCAGAAGCAUCAAGUACCACCUACGUAACCUGUGGAGGGUGAGGCGGUUUAUUGAUCAGUCAACAUGCCACGCUGCGGCGAGGGCUCUUGUCCUGUCCAGACUAGACUACUGCAACAGUCUCUUCGUUGUUCUCAGCCAGAGGGACCUUGAUCGCCUUCAGAGACUCCAAAACUCAGCGGAAAGGCUUGUCUUUUCUGCUCCUCUUCGGACUCACAUAACACCUUUUCGACUUGAACUCCGUUGGCUGCCUGUACGACAGAGAAUAGCUUUUAAGAUCCUACUACUGGUCUAUAAGUCUCUCAACCACCGAUGUCCCCCGUACAUAGCUGACUGCUUGGUUCGUCGUCCUCGAGUCCGAAAUACCCGCUCAUCAUCAUCCAUCUGGCUCACUUAG
Messenger RNA from Strongylocentrotus purpuratus (purple sea urchin), 807 nucleotides. RefSeq lists its product as uncharacterized. The record is from RefSeq and is a predicted model, not a curated record. The coding region runs from base 1 to 807 and encodes 268 amino acids. The transcript has a single exon. Lineage: Eukaryota; Metazoa; Echinodermata; Echinoidea; Camarodonta; Strongylocentrotidae.